This is a messenger RNA of Folsomia candida, 966 nucleotides long. Its product is annotated as 26S proteasome non-ATPase regulatory subunit 10. Lineage: Eukaryota; Metazoa; Arthropoda; Collembola; Entomobryomorpha; Isotomidae. The record is from RefSeq and is a predicted model, not a curated record. Gene Ontology annotation, molecular function: protein binding. The transcript has 5 exons. The coding region runs from base 130 to 828 and encodes 232 amino acids.
UAACAACUUUACCUGUUCCAGUUUUUCGGACAUUUUAACCGUUUGAGUUAAUCACUAAUUUUUUAAGUGAUAAGACAAGAAAUUGUAUCUAUUGUGUAUUGUCAGUCGCACUUUCGAGUUCACAGGAACAUGUCUUUGCCAGCAAAACCAUCCCCGUCCAUCCACACCGUGAUUCUACAAGGCGACAUCCUCCGGGCGCAGGAUAUGAUUGAAAAAGACGAGAAACUGCUAAAGAAAACUGAUGAUAGCGGACGCCUCCCACUCCACUGGGCUGCAAGCACAGGACAUAAAGAAUUUGUAGAAUUUCUUUUGGCGAAAGCUCCCAACAUGGAUAUUGACGCUACCGAUGAUUCAAAUUUAACACCGCUUGUCAUUGCGGCUGCUGCUGGGAGGACGGAUAUUGUCCGACUAUUGUUAGCCAAGGGAGCAGAUAUUAACUCGCAAAAUUCUGGAGGUCAUUCCGCUCUUCAAUAUGCAGCAUCGAAGAAUCAUUAUGACAUUGUGGAAUUGCUUAUCACCAACGGUGCCAAUGUCAACAUUACGGAUAAUCUUAACGCUACACCCCUACAUAGAGCUUCGUCGCAAGGACAUACCAAAAUUGUGAGACUGGUUCUCGACAAGGGCGACAGGAUCGACGUCAACGCUCGUGAUAGCGCCGGAAAUACUCCACUGCACUUGGCCUGUGAAGAAGAACGAGUGGAAGAAGCAAAGAUGUUGGUGCAUCAUGGUGGAGAUAUCAGCAAGGAAAACAAGGCCAAGAAAACGCCACUUCAAUAUGCAUCGGAAAAUUUAGCUGCAGUUUUGAAAAAUAUUUCUGAAAAUUUAUAGUUUGCAAAUUGCUACCACAAAUAUUUGUAUGUCUAUCUGAAAACAAGAUCUUGUCAGAUCUGAUGUGGAUUUUUUGUAAAAGCUUCAAUUAAUUUUUAAUGUCAAAUAAAUAUUAGUACUGCAACUAUGCAAAAUUCA